GGCCCUUAUCCACUUUAUCGUCUUCCCAGUUGCGAGCUCCAACUCUUCUUCCCCAACGCAAAAGAAAUGGCGAGCCUCGUAGGAUCGCGUUGGCUCCAAAUUAGGGUUUUCUCCGACCUCCAGACCUCCAGAAUCCGCCCAAUUUUCGUCUCCAAACCCUAUCUUUUCAAUAGAAGGAGAAAAUUUUCUGUAUCUGCUUCUUCUUUGAUCGGCGGUCCAUUGGAAGGGCAAGUUAGGGUUCGGUUCGCCCCUUCGCCUACUGGAAAUUUGCAUGUCGGAGGAGCGAGGACCGCUCUCUUCAAUUACCUGUUUGCACGGUCGAAAGGUGGGAAGUUUGUUUUACGAAUCGAAGAUACCGACUUAGAGAGAUCGACAAGGCAGUCAGAGGAAGCAAUGUUGAAUGAUCUGACUUGGCUUGGUCUCGAUUGGGAUGAAGGGCCUGGUGUAGGGGGAGAAUUUGGUCCUUAUCGCCAGUCGGAACGGAAUUCCCUAUACAAGCAAUAUGCUGAUCAAUUACUGAAUUCUGGUUAUGUUUACAGGUGUUUUUGUUCUAAUGAAGAACUAGAACAGAUGAAGGAGCGUGCAAAGCAGAUGCAGCUGCCACCAGUAUAUACAGGAAAAUGGGCCACUGCUUCACAAGAAGAGGUGCAGGAAGAGUUGGAAAAGGGAACACCUUACACAUACCGCUUCCGUGUACCAAAAGAAGGGAACUUAAAAAUUGAUGACCUGAUUCGUGGUGAAGUCAGAUGGAACUUAGAUACACUUGGGGACUUCGUGAUUCUGAGAAGCAAUGGCCAACCUGUAUACAACUUCUGUGUCACUGUUGAUGAUGCCACUAUGCGUAUUUCUCAUGUUAUUAGAGCUGAGGAACACUUACCGAACACCUUGCGGCAAGCGCUUAUUUACAAAGCACUGGGAUUUUCAAUGCCUACCUUCGCUCAUGUUUCUCUAAUUCUUGCUCCAGAUAGAAGUAAGCUAUCAAAACGUCAUGGUGCAACUUCAGUAGGCCAGUUCAGGGAGAUGGGAUAUUUACCUCAGGCAAUGGUGAACUACCUAGCACUCUUGGGUUGGGGUGAUGGUACAGAAAAUGAAUUUUUCACUAUUGACAAUCUCGUUGAGAAGUUUUCAAUUAGUCGCGUCAAUAAGGGCGGAGCUAUCUUUGAUUCGACAAAGUUAAAAUGGAUGAAUGGUCAACAUUUGAGAGCCUUACCAUCAGACAAGCUGAUCAAUAUUUUCGGGAGUCGAUGGAAGAGCACUGGCAUUCUCUUAGAAUCUGAAGGCACAUUUGUGAAGGAAGUAACUGAGUUAUUAAAGGAUGGAAUUGAUUUGGUGCCAGAUUGUGAUACUGCUCUGUCGAACUUGCUGUCUUAUCCCCUGCACUCCACUUUAGCCAGUGCGGAAGGCAAAACUGUUGUGGAAGAUAAGCUUGCUGAUGUUGCUGCAAGUUUGAUUUCUGCUUAUGAGAGUGGAGAACUCCUUGAAGCAUUGGAGGAAGGUCAUACAGGUUGGCAGAAAUGGGUAAAGAGCUUUGGCAAGUCUUUGAAGCGCAAGGGGAAAUCACUUUUCAUGCCGCUUAGAGUGUUGCUCACCGGAAAGCUCCAUGGUCCUGACAUGGGAAGCAGUAUAAUUUUGAUCCAUAAAGCCGGUAAAUGUGGAAUACUCGGUCCGCAAGCAAGUUUUGUUGCAUUGGAUGAGAGGUUUAAAAUGUUGAAGGAGCUAGAUUGGGAAGCAUUCAGCAGUGGUGAACAGCCUCAAGAGCCUGUUGCCGCCGGUGUCUAGUUAAAAAACUUUUUAUCUAUAAAGAGAAGUCUAUGGGUUUGUAUUACAUAUUUCCAUGUAUUCCUUUUUUUUUAUUAUAAUUUAAAUAAUGCCACUGUGAGCGAAGAAUUGUCCAAUAACUUAUAGUUGGUUUUGGUUUUUGUAAUGCGUUUUUGUCAUUCAAAUUUGUUUUAGUGUAUCUGUUUUACGGAUAAUGAUUUAUGUUUGAGUUGGCUUUUGAGUU
This is a messenger RNA of Asparagus officinalis (garden asparagus), 2002 nucleotides long. RefSeq names its product glutamate--tRNA ligase, chloroplastic/mitochondrial. The transcript is spliced from 13 exons. NCBI's taxonomy places the organism in Eukaryota, Viridiplantae, Streptophyta, Magnoliopsida, Asparagales, Asparagaceae. Gene Ontology annotation, molecular function: ATP binding; zinc ion binding; tRNA binding. The coding region runs from base 67 to 1779 and encodes 570 amino acids. The record is from RefSeq and is a predicted model, not a curated record. Gene Ontology annotation, biological process: glutamyl-tRNA aminoacylation.